Molecule: messenger RNA, 601 nt
Organism: Glycine soja
Lineage: Eukaryota; Viridiplantae; Streptophyta; Magnoliopsida; Fabales; Fabaceae
Product: stem-specific protein TSJT1-like
Exons: 3
Coding region: 23-601 (192 amino acids)
Source: RefSeq, a predicted model, not a curated record
UAAUUCAUUGACAAAGGCAAAAAUGUUGGGAAUUUUCAAGGAGAAGUUGGUUAAAGCACCCAAAGAGCUGAACAAUCCAGCUUCUUUGAAUUCAUGCACUAAGCCUAAGCCAAGUCAUGAAAUCCUGAAGGAUUUCAUGCCCUGCAAUUCCUCCAAUGCUUUCUCCAUGUGCUUUGGGAAUGAUGCUUUGCUAGCCUAUUCCCCUUCAAACAAGCCUUCCAUUCAUCAUAGGUUGUUUAGUGGUUUGGAUAACAUAUAUUGUGUCUUCCUGGGUGGCUUGCACAGCCUUAGCAUGGUCAAUAAGCAAUAUGGUCUAUCAAAGGGAACAAAUAAGGCCAUGUUUAUCACCGAAGCGUAUCAAACUCUUCGUGACAGGGGUCCAUACCCUGCUGAUCAGGUCCUCAAGGAACUUGAAGGCAGUUUGGGAUUUGUGAUCUAUGACAACAAGGAUGGAACAAUUUUUGUAGCAUUUGGUUCUAAUGGCCAGAUUGGGCUCUACUGGGGUGUUGUAGCUUAUAGUUCCAUAGUUAUUUAUGAAAAUAUGGAGCUUAUAAAAGCAAGUUGUGCUAAAUCAUUAGCACCAUUUCCAACUGGUAUGUAA